AUGCCCUUUCCACACUCUCUCUCUGGGGAACUUGCAAGAUGGAAGCUGAUGUGGAUAGAACACACUGACACUGGUGACAAUAUACUGCCUUCUAACUUUCUCCAGUCACUAGGAGCUUGUGAUUCACAGUCACUUCCAAAUGUAUACCAUCUCUUAGAUAUCGGAUGUACCCUGCCAAUCACCAGCUCAGAAGCAGAAAGGACAUUUUCACUGCUUCGUUGUCUAAAGACCUACACAAGAUCGACACUCAACGAGGAGCACUUUUCAGACUUGGCUGUUAUUGCCAUGCACUACGCCCAGAGAAUACCAGUGUCUGACAUAAUUCAAGCUUUUAUUCAGCAACAACCGAGAAGAAUUUAUCAACGAUCAGUUCAAGACUAG
Messenger RNA from Amphimedon queenslandica, 381 nucleotides. RefSeq names its product 52 kDa repressor of the inhibitor of the protein kinase-like. Bases 1 to 381 code for a protein of 126 amino acids. NCBI's taxonomy places the organism in Eukaryota, Metazoa, Porifera, Demospongiae, Haplosclerida, Niphatidae. The transcript has a single exon. Gene Ontology annotation, molecular function: protein dimerization activity. The record is from RefSeq and is a predicted model, not a curated record.